AAGAAAGCGCAGUAGAACGUGUCACGUUUGCGCCGCACUCCUACGUGCUUAGGCUGUAUAACAUCACGCAACGUCAUGCGUCACGUUGCGCCUUUGCUCUACAGGCGUCGUAGGCGCCGUCUAUUACCGGGAUGGGCGGUCACUGCUUGUGACGCUGAUCAAGUGCAGCGCGGACCUGUUGCGCUUCGAGAGCCCAGCGAGCGUCCAGCAACUCUUUCAAUGUCAGUGAUGGAUUCCAGACAUUCCGCAGACGAGGGCGACGUGGGAAGUCUGGACAGCUUGAAGGCGCUCGCGGAGAAGCUGAAGUUGGAGACUCGCAGGCCGUCUUAUCUGGAGUGGCAGGAGACGCUGCAGAGCGGACUGUGGACGGACACAAAACCUCGCACCGCUUCGCACAAACAAGACCCCGGCGGACCUGCAGCUUUCGCGCGCAGCUGUCCGCACGUGGUCGUGCCAAACAUCUGCGGCUUUGACACCGUUGAUGACGCCUUGCAGUUUCUCAGGAAAGAGUUGAGGGAGAUGCAAGACCAGGACAACCAUCUGGCCCGUCAGCUGAUCCGCCUUCGUGGGGAGAUCAACAAGCUGAAAGUGGAGCAGGUGUGUGAGCGCCACAAGGAAAUGCUGGACAAUGCAACAUACGAGCUGGAGGAGUGCGGCGAGGAGUCCGAUCUGCUGUGCGACAUCCCCAUGAAGGCCACUUUCGCUCUGUCCACCCCGCUGAAACACCUGGGCCUCACCAAGAUGAACAUCAACUCCAGACGUUUCUCACUGUGUUAAAGCCUUACCCCUUCCUCCCGAUGAUGAGUAUUCGUUCCACUUGACUCCCAUCGAAUGCUGAGUCCUAUUUACUCUUUGGGAGGUCCGCACUGUAAACAAAAGGAAACAUUGCUGUAAGCUAUUUGCUGUAUGCGCAAUGGUGUGACAUACGUGGGGAGCGCUAACACAGAUGCGUCGCAUUACACUGGAUCGAGCCGCUCUAUCGAACACUUACACUUACAACUGCACAAUCCAAUGAAAGUCAAUUCUCCCUUUUUAAAGAUGAUAAUAUUCCGUUUCUUUUAUUUUUACACUUUUCAUUUGUGGUUGUAGAAAUGCAUUGCAUCGUGCUUGCCAUACUUUGUGCCCUUAACCUGUAGCUACAUAAGGUAAAUCAAAUAUUGAAAACACACCACUGUAAACCGCACCCACGAUAAUCAGCAGGCUCAAUAAACGCCUCUUGCGCAAACUGAAUGGAGUGUGAAGUUGUUUUCCACUUGUUGACGGGAGUGUCAGUCUAAAUUGUGCCCAAAGUCAGCUGGGAUAGGCUCCGGGUUCCCAUGACCCUGAACAAGAUAAGUGGCAUCGAAAAUGGAUGCAGAUGUUAGUGCAGAUGUUCCCAACAUGAUGAUCAGCGAAUCCGAGAUGCACUUUAUGAAUGGCUCUGCACAAUCAUUCUGAGUAGCGAUCGUAUUUCACAAAGAAACGGGCCCGAUUCAACGAUGUUCUGUUUUUUUGCUUUCUUAAAUUGGAUCGUAGAAAGGUUCUGAGAGAAACAAAAACAAAAAGUUGGAUUCACAAAGAGUUCAUACUUAAAGACGUAUUAUACAAAUGUAGAAUGAUGAAACAUCGGCAUUUUGCUCUGGCAUGACACACUUAAAUGUGUGCAAGUAUUCUGCGGUGUGUUGUUAAGAAGACAUACAUUGGUGAAUGUCACUUGAUUAUUUGAAAAGUGCAUAGGAAUACAAAUUACGAAUGACGGGCAAGGUUUUUCAUACAGUGACAUUACAUUCAUGCAGUUUUAGCCAUGUGAUCUGACACCAGCAUUUUGACAUCUCUUCUUCAGAAACCCUCAAUAGUGUGUGGACCAAUAUGGCCUUUCCAUUACAGGGUUGGGGUCUUUUCCGUUGCAAUGUACACAAGGUAACAAGUGUGAUGGUUUGCUUCCUGUUAACAAUAUCACCGGCUGCCAUGAGACGUUACUGUUACUGUUGAAGCCGUUGAAGGAUUUGUGCUUAAUAGAAAAACAUUAUGUGCAUGAUUGUUAAAACCUGCUACUGUAAGAUGUAUCCUCAAUGUGUAUAUAUCAUGUAACAGCCAAAUGCCUCAGAUGUAAAUUGUCAUUGCAACUCAAUAUUAAAAAAAACCAAAACAA
Phyllopteryx taeniolatus (common seadragon) is the source of this 2131-nucleotide messenger RNA. It is a transcript of the gene fam167b, whose product is annotated as family with sequence similarity 167 member B. NCBI's taxonomy places the organism in Eukaryota, Metazoa, Chordata, Actinopteri, Syngnathiformes, Syngnathidae. The record is from RefSeq and is a predicted model, not a curated record. The transcript has 2 exons. Bases 76 to 777 code for a protein of 233 amino acids.